AUGGUACAUACCGUUCGACUCCUCAAAAAUAAAGCGGGAAUUCUAGAAGAAAAACCUUACAGAGAGAAACAGGAUAACAGAGCAUACAUUCACCACACAUCGGGAGAAGACAGAACCGCCCAUUUCCAAGUAACUCCUCCAUUGCAUGGAUUGCUGAAACGAUACGGUAAGGAAACGAUAACUUUGUUCUACACAUUAGCAAAACUUGAAUUUCAACGACUGAUUAUAUUAUGUGAAGGAAGCGACAAAGUUUGUGGUAAGGAGCAUUUUGCCGUUGCAACUAUGUUGGAAGAGGAGGAGGAUGACACAAGCAUUGCUGGGAGGAAUGAAUUUGAAAAGAAGGAGGAGGAAGAGGAGGAGGAUACUUCAAAGAGGAAUGAAGAAGGGAACUUUCGGAUUCACUACCUAUGUUUGUAUAUGCCUGUAUGGGUAUUCGCUCGCUGA
Molecule: messenger RNA, 444 nt
Organism: Loa loa (African eye worm)
Lineage: Eukaryota; Metazoa; Nematoda; Chromadorea; Rhabditida; Onchocercidae
Exons: 1
Coding region: 1-444 (147 amino acids)
Source: RefSeq, a predicted model, not a curated record